Messenger RNA from Mytilus trossulus (common blue mussel), 2068 nucleotides. RefSeq lists its product as uncharacterized. Lineage: Eukaryota; Metazoa; Mollusca; Bivalvia; Mytilida; Mytilidae. The record is from RefSeq and is a predicted model, not a curated record. The transcript has 19 exons. Bases 12 to 2042 code for a protein of 676 amino acids.
ACGGACAUAUAAUGUGGGUCUGUAACCCAUGUUUGGUGUUUUUCCAAGUUCUUUUAACAGUCGUUCUAGCACAACAACAGUCUUGCGGUACACAGAAAGUCACGAACUAUCAUGAAGAUAACGACCAAUUACGUAGUGACCUAUUGAACCCUGCGCGAGGAUUUUAUCAAGAAUCAUUGACCUCAGCCAGAUUUUUCCAUCCUUUGACGAAAGAUCAUCUAGCAUGUCUUCGAGAUAACCAAGGUUCCAGUCUGAUGUUGAGGAUGUACAGUUUAAACGAGUUCGCUGAUGGAGCUCCUAUCUCACAAGAUUUCUUACAGAAACUUGAACAAGAUUUCAAGGCAGCUAAAGAUGCCGGGUGGAGUCUUGUUCUCAGAUUUAUGUACCAAAACAGUUUGGAUACACAGUAUGACCCACAGUCAGAACCAACAAUAGCUCAAAUCAAGGAACAUAUCAAACAGCUAGCACCUAUAAUUGCCCGGUAUGAUGGCGUCGUGGUAGCUGUCCAAGCAGGUUUCCACGGAGAAUAUGGAUUAUGGUACACACCUGGAACAAAUAGUACGAAACAAGAUACAGCUAUAAUUGAUACGCUACUCACAGAACUUCCAUCAACAAUGCCAGUACAAGUUGCUCAUCCAGACUACAAGACAGGAAAGAUGAAAAUAGAAAGAAUAGGUCACUUCCACGAAUGUCUGUUAGAAGGUGACACCAAUGAUCUUAAAUAUGCCUUUCCGGACCUCUCCACCGAUACUAGUGCCUUGUCUUAUCUGACGAAUGAUACGAAAACCAGUGUUAUUGGAGGGAAAACAUGUCACCCAGGAGACACUAAAAAUCCGCCAAGAAAUUUAUGUAUCGAUUCCGAGCAGUUGUUCAAAAGUCUGCACUUAACCUAUCUUAACAUUAAUGACCCGGAUGAAGCUAUACAAAACUACAAAAGACAUGGUUGUUUUAAAACACUGUCUGACGUCAUGGGGUACCGUCUGGCGCUGGAAUCAGUGACAAUUCCAGACAACGUUAAUGUUAAUACUCCAGUAUGUGUUGGUAUUACACUAUCGAACAGAGGAUAUGCUUCUCCAUUUCGUCAAUACAAUGUAUCGAUUGUUCUACAAAAUACAGUCAAUAAAAGCAUUGUAUAUGAAGCUGCCAUUCCAACCGAUACGACAAGAUGGCUACCAGGAAGUGAUAUACAUUUGAAAACAACAUUUUACCUUCCAACUAACACUCCAACUGGAACGACUUACAAGGUAUACUUGAAGAUUUCGGAACCAAAGCUCGGCGAUAACACUGAUUACUUUGUUGUGUUGGCAAACUCAAAAGUAGUCCCAAAUAACGGACUGAAAAGCUUAGGGUCUUUUCAGGUUGUAGCUUCCAGCGCAAUACAUCCAACUUUUACACCGACGUCAACACUAAAGACAUGGACACUUCCUAAAGUAUCAACCAAUCCACGGACGUGGCAUCAGGUGACGCGCUCCUGUCUUCAGAUACCAAAUGGACCUCCUGUAAGUUCAACGUCACUUCCUCUAACUACAGCGCCACCUGUUUUUACAACGACAUCGCCACCUGCUACGACAACACAAGUUGUCAGUACACUACCUCCGCCGUUUGUUUCGUUUUCAAACGAUACAAGUAACCUAGCGAUAUGCAGGAAGUUUGAUACCGUCAAGGCCCUCCUACAGUUCACGUACUUUACUCAUCCAUCUACGCCUGAAUGUCCAAACACGUCGUCCCGAGCUACACCGGAAGCUAUUCCGAUAUCAUUCUGUAGCGCACCGACCGAUACGAGCUACUGGAAACCAAAAGGAAGGGUGAUUGAUAACUGUGAGAGGAUUCCAAUGUACGCACGUUUUGGUGUGUUCAGCAACCAGGGUUUAUAUGGCUACGACACUUCCAUUCGUAAAUGUGGUGUUUUCCUGGGAUGUUUGAAAUCAGGUUCAAAGGUGGUAGGAGUAAAGAUUGGUAUGCAAGUUUGUGGACGACCUUUUGACAUCGAGAAUGCUCGUUUUUCAAACGAAAAAGACUUGGUGAACCUAUAUGUGUUUUAAAUCAAAUAAAAUCAAAAAGUAUAACG